CGCCGCAGCCGCCGCCUGGGCCGCCCCGUGUCCCCGGUGGAGCCGCCGCCGCCGCCGCCGCGAGCUCGAUGCGGACGGAGCCUGGGCCGGGCCAUGGGGAUCCUCAGCAUCACGGACCAGCCGCCCCUGGUCCAGGCCAUCUUUAGCCGAGAUGUGGAGGAAGUGCGUUCCCUCCUCUCGCAGAAGGAGAACAUCAAUGUGCUGGACCAAGAGAGACGAACCCCAUUGCAUGCUGCUGCCUACGUAGGCGAUGUCCCCAUCCUCCAGUUGCUACUGAUGUCAGGUGCUAAUGUAAAUGCUAAGGACACACUGUGGCUGACCCCUCUUCAUCGUGCUGCUGCCUCUCGAAAUGAGAAGGUGCUGGGGCUGCUGCUGGCUCAUUCAGCUGAUGUGAAUGCCCGGGACAAGCUGUGGCAAACACCACUGCAUGUGGCUGCUGCCAACCGGGCUACCAAGUGUGCUGAGGCUCUGGCACCCUUGUUGAGCAGCCUCAAUGUGGCCGACAGGAGUGGGCGCAGUGCACUGCACCAUGCAGUGCACAGUGGACAUCUUGAGACAGUGAACCUACUUCUCAACAAGGGAGCCAGCCUCAAUGUCUGUGACAAAAAGGAACGGCAGCCUCUGCACUGGGCCGCUUUUCUGGGACAUUUGGAAGUCCUGAAAUUGCUGGUGGCACGUGGAGCAGACCUUGGCUGUAAGGACCGAAAGGGCUAUGGGCUGCUCCACACAGCUGCGGCCAGUGGCCAGAUUGAAGUGGUGAAGUACCUGCUCCGGAUGGGGGCUGAGAUCGAUGAGCCCAAUGCUUUUGGAAACACAGCUUUGCACAUCGCCUGCUACCUGGGCCAGGAUGCUGUGGCUAUAGAGCUGGUGAAUGCCGGAGCCAAUGUCAAUCAGCCAAAUGACAAGGGCUUUACACCAUUACAUGUGGCUGCAGUUUCCACCAAUGGCGCUCUCUGCUUAGAGUUAUUGGUCAACAAUGGGGCUGAUGUCAACUACCAGAGCAAAGAAGGGAAAAGCCCUCUGCACAUGGCUGCCAUCCAUGGCCGUUUCACACGCUCCCAGAUCCUCAUCCAGAAUGGUAGCGAGAUUGACUGUGCGGACAAAUUUGGGAACACGCCCCUGCAUGUGGCUGCUCGCUAUGGGCACGAGCUCCUCAUCAGCACACUCAUGACCAAUGGCGCAGACACCGCCCGGCGCGGCAUCCAUGACAUGUUUCCCCUGCACUUAGCUGUUCUCUUUGGAUUCUCUGACUGUUGCCGGAAGCUUCUUUCCUCAGGUCAGUUGUACAGCAUCGUGUCUUCACUCAGCAAUGAGCACGUGCUUUCUGCUGGAUUUGACAUCAACACCCCUGACAACCUUGGCCGCACCUGUCUUCAUGCUGCUGCUUCCGGAGGAAAUGUUGAAUGUCUUAAUUUGCUGUUGAGCAGUGGAGCUGACCUGAGAAGGAGAGACAAAUUUGGAAGGACUCCACUGCACUAUGCAGCUGCCAACGGUAGCUACCAGUGUGCUGUGACACUGGUGACUGCUGGGGCAGGUGUCAAUGAGGCUGACUGUAAAGGCUGCUCUCCCCUCCACUAUGCUGCGGCCUCUGACACGUACCGGAGAGCGGAACCCCACACUGCUUCCAGCCAUGAUGCUGAAGAGGACGAGCCACUGAAGGAGUCCCGUAGGAAGGAGGCUUUCUUCUGUCUGGAGUUCUUACUGGAUAAUGGUGCAGAUCCCUCCCUGCGGGACAGGCAGGGCUACACAGCUGUGCACUAUGCAGCCGCUUAUGGCAACAGACAGAACCUUGAACUGCUCUUAGAAAUGUCCUUUAACUGCCUGGAGGAUGUGGAGAGCACCAUUCCAGUCAGCCCUUUGCACUUAGCUGCCUACAACGGUCACUGUGAAGCCCUGAAGACACUGGCUGAGACGCUGGUGAAUCUGGAUGUAAGGGACCACAAGGGCCGGACCGCGCUCUUCCUGGCCACUGAGCGAGGCUCUACUGAGUGUGUGGAGGUGCUUACGGCCCAUGGCGCCUCUGCCCUCAUCAAGGAGCGCAAGCGCAAGUGGACACCCCUACACGCUGCUGCGGCCUCUGGCCACACUGAUUCCCUGCAUUUGCUGAUCGAUAGUGGGGAACGAGCCGACAUCACAGAUGUCAUGGAUGCCUAUGGACAAACCCCACUGAUGCUGGCCAUCAUGAAUGGCCACGUGGACUGUGUACAUCUGCUGCUAGAGAAAGGAUCCACAGCUGAUGCUGCUGACCUUCGGGGCCGCACCGCCCUCCACCGUGGGGCAGUGACUGGCUGUGAGGACUGCCUGGCUGCCCUGCUGGACCAUGAUGCAUUUGUGUUGUGCCGAGACUUUAAGGGUCGCACGCCCAUUCACCUGGCCUCAGCCUGUGGCCACACUGCAGUCCUGCGGACCCUGCUGCAGGCUGCCCUUUCCACAGACCCCUUGGAUGCUGGGGUGGAUUACAGCGGAUAUUCACCCAUGCACUGGGCCUCCUACACUGGACAUGAAGAUUGUCUGGAGUUGUUACUUGAACACAGCCCAUUCUCAUACCUGGAGGGAAACCCCUUCACUCCUUUGCACUGUGCAGUAAUUAAUAACCAGGACAGCACCACAGAGAUGUUGCUGGGAGCUCUGGGUGACAAGAUUGUGAACAGCCGAGACGCCAAAGGACGGACCCCCCUUCACGCCGCUGCCUUCGCGGAUAAUGUCUCUGGGCUCCGGAUGCUGCUGCAGCAUCAAGCUGAGGUGAACGCCACUGACCACACUGGCCGCACUGCACUCAUGACGGCGGCUGAGAACGGGCAGACCGCUGCUGUGGAAUUUCUGCUGUAUCGAGGGAAGGCAGACCUGACUGUGCUGGAUGAGAACAAGAACACUGCCCUCCAUUUGGCUUGUAGCAAGGGCCAUGAAAAAUGUGCCCUCAUGAUCCUGGCAGAAACCCAAGACCUUGGCCUUAUCAAUGCCACCAACAGUGCGCUGCAGAUGCCACUCCACAUUGCUGCCCGGAAUGGUCUAGCUUCUGUGGUGCAGGCCCUCCUGAGUCGUGGGGCCACAGUGCUGGCUGUGGAUGAAGAAGGUCACACCCCAGCACUGGCCUGCGCUCCCAACAAAGAUGUGGCAGACUGCCUGGCCUUGAUCCUUUCCACCAUGAAGCCUUUCCCACCCAAGGACGCCGUCAGUCCUUUCAGCUUCAGCCUGCUCAAGAACUGCGGCAUCGCAGCCGCCAAGACGGUGGGUGGCUGUGGCGCCUUGCCCCACGGGGCCUCCUGCCCCUACAGCCAGGAGCGGCACGGUGCCAUUGGGUUAGAUGGCUGCUACUCUGAGUAGCCCCCUCCAGUGUCCCUCUCCCUGCCGGUGGCUUGAUAUUAUUCUAUUUAUUUAGAAAAAGUCUACACAUUUAGGGCACUUUAAAGGAGAACACGACUGGGUGGCGGGGCAGAGGGGGGAAGGAAGCACUGGGGAGCAGCUGCUCACCCCUUUGCCACACCAUCCUGGCCUGGCAGGGGUCUGGGACCGACAGGGAGCACCCCAGGCCCUUGGUACCCCAGGGCAACCCUUUCUGCCAAGUGUCCCAAAAUGAUUGCUAAAUGCCUGGCUCCCUCUCUCUUUGACUCCAUCUCUCAGUUCCCCUUUCUGCUACCAGCUCCCCCUCCUCCUUCCUUCUGACUCUCCUCUGUGCCCCCCCCCCUUCUCCCUGCCCCUACUGCCAGGCAGACCCCUCCUCUUCUUCCAUACCCAUCACUGCCUCCCUGCUCGGCUGGCCCCUCCAUCCCCGCAGCAGUGAGAAGCCUUAAUUUCUGGUACUGUGUGAGCACUCUGGGGUGUCCCCCUCCCCCUUCAGGGGCAGCUAGAGGAUGAAGGGGGAGGGUAUUUAGCACUGGGGCCUGGAACUUUCCCCCUACUCUUUACCCUAUCACCCCUAAAGUUCAAAUGCAAAACACUUGAAGCAGCAACUACUGUACCUGGGCCCCAAUCCUGCACUCUCCCCUGGCUCCUCAUAUGCAAAUCAAGGGCUGGUUCUGCCCCCACAGCCUGCCCCACCUCCCACCUCCUGACCUGGCCCCUAACCACGCACUUUAACCUUGCUUCUUUCUUUUAAUUUCUUUUGGAAGAACAGAGCCUGUGGCCAUUCCCUCCCCGGCUCUCUUCUCCCUGAACUUUGAGGCUUGUCAUGAAUUUUUAAGUACGCAUUUUAUUCUUUAGGGGAAGAAACAAAUUAAUUUCCUGCCCAUUUCAAAACCACAGCCCUAGUAUGUCCUCUGUGUUUCAGGCAUGUGCUUGCAUGUGUGUGGAGGGAGGGACCGCGUUCUUCCUCUUGUGUCCCCAAGUCCCUGGGUUCCUCUAUGCCCUUUGUCUGCCUCUGCCUUCCUUCAUGUUGGAGAGUACCCACUGCCCCAGUCACUCCUGAUCUGAAGCCAAAGACGGUGGGAGGGGCAGGGGCAGACUAGGGACCAAGGCUGCUCUUUAGGAAAGCAGGCCUUCCUCCAGUGUGAGGAGAAAGUUCUGGUCAAGGGAGCUACAGGCAGACACUGGAGCUCAGUCCCCUGCCUCCCAGCACAGGGGGAAAUGGGAUUGAGUAGGGGCUGCACUGAUAAGAUUCCUCGAACUUGUACCCCAAAAGCCAAACUGGGCUGGAGUGAGGAGGGGCAGUGUUUUCUCUAAAUGUAGCACUGCAUCUGGCCCUGGUCCCUUCAGAUGCCCUGUCCAACCAUCUUGGUGAGCCUCUGCCCCAAUUGGACCUACUCGUGUAGCCCAGUGUCCCUUCCUCACACUCAAUACCUCAGCCAGGGGCCAAGACACAGAACUUGAAUAGAGGUCCUGCCCCUCCAUCCUGCAGUGCAUCCUCGCCCAGUUUGGCUGUCAUCAGUAUUGUCCCUCAAGAACUGGACAGGCUUCGUUUACACAGUAUAGGGACUCCCCUGUGGGAGCCCUCAGUCCCUUUCCCCCACCCGAGCUUGCUUUAUUCACUUCCUUACCCAUUUUUCCAGUUGUGUCUCCUGAAUGUCUCGCCACCCUUGCCAUGGGUGAGCUGAGGGGAGAGGGGCUGUCCCAGGGCUCCCUCCCUCCCUCCAGAUCCCCUGCACCAUACCUCAUGCUGGUUCCCUGAAGCCUGGGGCAUUUGUCCAAGUCCUUACUCCUUUUCACAGUCCCUCCUUAUCUCUGUGUCUUGCUUCUUCAACCUUUAGAUCCUAAACCAUUUCAAGGCUUCCAAAUGACCAUUAUUGGUGAGAAGGAUUGUGCAGCUUUUAGUUUUUAUUUUUGUUUUCAAAGCCAAAGGGCCUUGGAUGCCCCCUCUUGCCCGUCUCCCUCCCCCACUUCAUCCUUUGCCCUCCCCUAUACGACAAUCAAUGUGACCUCUCUUAAGGGCUGCUGCCCCCACCCCCAUCCUGCUGGUUCUGCAAAGCUUGUCCCCAAUUUCAAUUCUCUUUCCUAGAUCCUCCCAGUUCCCACCCCCUCCCUCUCAUUUUGGUGCUGGGAAUUAGGUGGUGGGGGGCGGGGGCCCAGGGAGUGGGGAGACAGGUCUUCCGGGAAUGAGUCCGGGGGUAUCAGUCGUGUUCUCUUUUAUCAAUGCUUCGUGAUGACAGGAAGAGUAUGAGUAUGUCAGGAGCCCCAUUGUUUUGCUUUGCUAGAUGAGAUUUCUGGUGGCUGUCGGUACCCUGCUGUCCUGGGCACACUGUCAUCAGUGCCCGGAAGACGGCAGGGAGUCAGUCCUCUGUCCCUCCUCACUGGCAUGGCUGUGAGGAGCCCUGGAGGGCCAGCAGCCUCCUCUCCUUAUGCCAAAGGAAAUCCCGCACCUCACCCCGGGCUCCCCAGCCCUUAGUGUUUUUUGAAGCAUUUUGACCAUUCUCAUGGCCACUGCAUAUUUAUUUUAAUGUUAAGAGUUUUUUUUUGUUUUGUUUUGUUUUGUUUUGAAACCUCUUUGACUUAAACGGGUGUGGAGAAGUAAAACAGGCAGAAUGCCCCCCAAUCUUAAGGGGGUCGGGUGGGGAGGAAAUGCCUCCUUCCCUUCACCCUCCCCGUCUCCCCUCCCCACCGCAGCUCUAAAGCACUUGCUUCAAGUAAUAAGCACUUUUAUGAAAAGGCCUAUUUUUAAGUGAGGACCCUGGGAGCAGCCCAGGUGCCGAGCAAAGGAGACAGAGCGAGGGCUACAUAGGAGACAGGGAAACAGACGUGCGGAGCAGAGGGCGAGAUGACGAGAGCCAGUUUUUAAGUUUCUGAUUUUUGGGGGGAUGUUUCUGAUCGGGUGGUGGCUUUGGUAAGGUUGUGUACUCUGCUUCAGAAAAACGAACGGCACCAACUGUGGGUCCCAGAAUGGACCUCCAGCCAUGGGCCGCUGCCACUGUCCACCUGAGAUUGAUGGGCCACCUCCCCCACCCCGUGGCCCCCUGAGCCAUAGGACUGCUGAAAACCACUGAAUGUACAGCCCAGGUUGGGGUGGGGAGCGGCCCCUGGGGGAGGUGCUGCUUUUGUUUGGUGCUGUGGGGGGUGGGAGAGAUGAGACUGAGGGACUGCCACCCCACGUAGACAUGUGUUCCUUGGGGUGGAGGGGCUGAGGAGGGCUUGCCUCCCUCUCCAACCCCAGCCAUGGCCCCUCUUCCUUCCUCACCCCUAUCCGUUUUGACUGUAAGUCCAGCUCACCUUUGCCUUCAAUAUGUAACCAAAGGAAAACUCAA
Messenger RNA from Dipodomys spectabilis (banner-tailed kangaroo rat), 6671 nucleotides. RefSeq names its product ankyrin repeat domain 52 (gene Ankrd52). Gene Ontology annotation, molecular function: protein binding. The record is from RefSeq and is a predicted model, not a curated record. Lineage: Eukaryota; Metazoa; Chordata; Mammalia; Rodentia; Heteromyidae. The coding region runs from base 94 to 3324 and encodes 1076 amino acids. The transcript has 28 exons.